Molecule: messenger RNA, 1353 nt
Organism: Trypanosoma theileri
Lineage: Eukaryota; Euglenozoa; Kinetoplastea; Trypanosomatida; Trypanosomatidae
Product: WD40 repeat-containing protein
Exons: 1
Coding region: 1-1353 (450 amino acids)
Biological process (GO): DNA-templated DNA replication; rRNA processing
Cellular component (GO): nuclear pre-replicative complex
Molecular function (GO): protein binding
Source: RefSeq, a predicted model, not a curated record
AUGCUGUUUGUCGCUUCCGAUAGCAAGUCACAACUUAUCGACCUUGGUACAAAGACUGUUUACAGGGCGUAUUCAACUUCCCAAUUGGAGCGUCAUGCAGUAACCUACUGUUCAUCGUCAAGGAUGAUAGUUGCGCACCAGUCAAAAGGUUGUACGUCAUUCUUCUCUCCAAGUACUCAGCAGCCGUUGCAGCGCAGCUUUACAUCGGAAAUCAUUACAUGUUCUUUGUGUACGCAUGACGGCGUAUUUAUUUUUGGAGGAACCAUAAAUGGCAAUAUUUAUGUAUGGAACACACUUUCUGGAGAGCUCAUAAACCUUGUUAGAGCACACUCCCGACGUGUGACAGACAUUACCAUUUCUUCUGAUCAGUCACUUAUCGUUACUGCAUCUGAAGAUUCUGUAUGCAAGGUUUGGUUCUUUGCCGCACUUGUGUCUCGUGGUGUUAAGAUUCCAGCACCUCGUUUUGUUUUUAAUGGUCAUACAUUGUCAGUUAAUGCUUGUGUCUUUAUGGAAACUGGUUAUUUAGUUGUGACGGCUUCUUCUGAUCGUACUUCUCGUAUAUUUGAUGCUCUUACAGGUCAACAACAACUAGUUAUAACAGUUGACGAUGCAUUAACAUCGGUUAAGACUUCCCCCAAUGAUGAUGUUCUGAUCUUGGGAUCUGCGGUUGGAUCGCUUUUCUUCGUAACACUGUAUGGUAAUGCAUCCCAGUCGUGUCUACCGACGUCAUUGAGUAGACGCGAUGAUAAUGUUGUUGUGCGUAAAUCCUUUGAGGGUGGUCACAGUGGAGCCAUUUUAUUUAUUUGGUUUGAUGUUGCUAGGCCAGAAUACGCUAUUGUUGCAAGUGAAAAUGGCGUUUUGCUGUGGUGGAAUACCGCAACACGAAGAGCACAUAAUGAAGUGUUCCCUCGUCUCUCUGACGGUUUGUUGAGUGUCUGUUACGUCCCAAAAGAUGCUGUUUCUCCACCAUCAACAUAUCCGUUUUCUCCUUCGCGUUCCAUUGCUGGUCUUGCAAAACACCCACUUGAUCCUUCCAGCGCACUCUUCUCUAUUGUGACAGUCUCUGAUGGCGAAGCAGCGGUGAAAAAACAUAUAAUCACAGAGACAGCGGAAGUGACAUCAGUUUCUCGUAGGCGUCAACGUCAGUCUGACGGUAAUGCUGACAACUGCAAUUGUAAAUAUGAUGAUAAUGAUAGAACUGAAACAACCGAUAACAGAGAUAGUGAUGAAGCUUCCAGUAGGAAAAAGAGAUGUCUCUUUGAAGCCCUGUGUUCGUUACAACAAAAGAAUGACGAACUGGAAACUCUUAGAGACAAGCUUAAACGAAAACUUCUGAGGUUAAAUGCCUCAUAA